This is a messenger RNA of Mesorhabditis belari, 441 nucleotides long. Lineage: Eukaryota; Metazoa; Nematoda; Chromadorea; Rhabditida; Rhabditidae. The record is from the annotation of a GenBank genome assembly.
AUGGUUCGACGCCGCUCAGCCUCGCCAAAGCCUUCACCACCCGUGCGUUCUGCACCGCCUGCACAAAGGGCCCCAAUGGCUCGCGCAGCUCCACCACCGAUGCCUCCUCGGGCUGCCCCCGCCGGACCAGCGGGUGGACCUACUAUGGGUGCACCAUCGCAGGGGCCAGGCCUAUUUGCACAAAUGGCAGCUACAGCCGGAGGAGUAGCCAUCGGAUCAGCCGUCGGACACACUGUUGGUCACAUGAUGACUGGAGGAGGUGGAGGUCAUCAGGAAGCAGCGCAGAGCCAAGCACCUGCCGCUGCUCCCGCCGGACAACAAUAUUCAAACCCAUGUGAAUUUGAGUGGAAGCAAUUUAUUGAAUGUACGGAAAAUCAAUCGGAUGUAUCGUUAUGCCAGGGUUUCAACGAGUCUUUCAAACAAUGCCGCGCUCGAUAUCCU